UUUUAAUAAAAAAAAAAAAGUUAAGGAUCAUGGUUAAGGACCUAACCAAUGGGGAUGGUCUUAGCUUCUGAUCUCACUGGUCUUUGUUCGAUUGAAUCAAUCCAAGUUUCGUAAGUGGUGAUGGUAGGUAAUCGGAGCAGCAGCGCAUGUAACCAUCGGCAGUUGUCGAAAGCUUGUAUAGUCACAUACCUCCCUCAUCGUCUCUUCUCAGUGUCGCCAGUGGUUUGGGGCUAUCUCUGUUUCUAAUUCGUAUAUAUGUUAUGGAGGUUAAGAGGACUCUUCAAGCUUUAUGGGCACUUGGGUUUCUUGGUUCUUUGGCUACUUGUGCAGCCCUUGCUAGACCAGCCGGUGAUAACUUGGUUCAUUAUGUCGUUGAUCAUCCAUCUGCUGUUUGGUUUGUUGGUCCCCUUUUUCAAAGAAGGUAAAUAUCUUGCUUCUGCAUAAGGCUUCAGAUAAUGAUUUAUUGUUCUUAAUCAAUGAGCAUAUAUGAUUUAUGUUUGUGGUCUACGAAAUUAGUGUAUUUUUAGAUGUGUUAUGUAAUGUUGAACAACAUCACUAGAUUUGUUUUGUGUGUCUCAUGUUAGAGGAUUUUUGGCUUCGGUUUGUUUGUUUCUUUCUUCUGAAACACUUUUGUGUCAAGUCUUUAAUCUUCUCUGUCUCUCUAAUGUUAUGAAGAAGGAGAGUUCAAAGAUUGUGGUUAUAUAAUGUUUUAGCAUUACGAGUGGUUAACAAGAGUUAGUUAAUGUGUUAUAAAUUCUGUUGCACGGAUGAGAGUCUGAUAAAAUGGAAUUCAAAUCAGAGAAACCAGGUUCAGUUUUUCCUCUCAAUAUUGCAUCAAAUCUUUUUUAGUUUGUUUUGGAUAGCAAAUCUUUGAUUGUUAGUCUCGAGACUAACAUGAUUUUGUGGAUCGUGGUAACAUAACCACAAAGUUGUCUAUUUUAUGAUUUGAACAUUCUACACAGUCAUCCUCAUCAGUGGCAAAUUAACCAGGUUUGUGUAUCAAAGAGUAGGCCAUGUUCUGAGUAUCUUCAAGAAGAGGAUGAUGUUUUUUUGUAUAGUUUUUGUCUUUGAUAUGUUUUCAAAUGAAUCUUGUAUACUUUGUCAUAUUUAUUGUCAUGAAUCUUUGUUAUUC
This is a messenger RNA of Arabidopsis thaliana (thale cress), 1132 nucleotides long. RefSeq lists its product as uncharacterized. The coding region runs from base 256 to 444 and encodes 62 amino acids. NCBI's taxonomy places the organism in Eukaryota, Viridiplantae, Streptophyta, Magnoliopsida, Brassicales, Brassicaceae. The record is from RefSeq and is marked reviewed. The transcript is spliced from 2 exons.